Messenger RNA from Metopolophium dirhodum (rose-grain aphid), 410 nucleotides. RefSeq lists its product as uncharacterized. The transcript is spliced from 2 exons. Gene Ontology annotation, molecular function: protein dimerization activity. The record is from RefSeq and is a predicted model, not a curated record. Bases 78 to 392 code for a protein of 104 amino acids. NCBI's taxonomy places the organism in Eukaryota, Metazoa, Arthropoda, Insecta, Hemiptera, Aphididae.
AAACUCUUUUAAAAUCUUACCAUAUCGAUCAAAACAGAAUCGGAAACAAAACUAACAUUCUAAAAUUUUGGAAAUCCAUGGAAUCAACUCACCCUGAGCUACAUGAAUUAGCAAAAGUUGUUUUUUCCGUGCCCGGGACGCAGGUCAGUGUGGAAAGACUAUUUUCUGGUCUGAAAUUCAUUUUGUCACCUUACAGAACUAACAUUAGUUCAAGUAAUUUGGAGGACCAAUUACUUGUACGGACCAAUAGGCUAUUUGAAAAAAAAGAGACCGUAAAAUUCAUGAGUGGAAAUCCAAUUACUGGACAAAAUGUUAAUCAAAAUCUUGAUAAUACCAGCCCAGCAAUGAAACGUAAAAAAAAACAAAUGUUAUUAACCAAUAUGAUUACUUGAUUUAUUUUUAUUUUUAAU